Messenger RNA from Solanum dulcamara, 3812 nucleotides. RefSeq names its product pentatricopeptide repeat-containing protein At4g20770. NCBI's taxonomy places the organism in Eukaryota, Viridiplantae, Streptophyta, Magnoliopsida, Solanales, Solanaceae. The record is from RefSeq and is a predicted model, not a curated record. Bases 339 to 2636 code for a protein of 765 amino acids. The transcript has a single exon. Gene Ontology annotation, biological process: RNA modification. Gene Ontology annotation, molecular function: protein binding; RNA binding.
UUAAUUGCCUACUAAGAAUCACCAAUUAGUUAUCGGCUAGAUAAGUAUGAGUAGUGUACGUUGAAAUUGGUCAAAUGUAGAUACACCGUGUAAACAAAAUAAAUGGUUGGCUUUUUUAUGCUACCAAGAGAACGACAUUCUUUCAUGCUUAAUUGGCUAUCAUAUAGUAGUAUGUGAUUUUUAUUUGUCAAAGCUAAUAUUUUAUUCCUUGAUUAUUUGAUACCUUUCUAAUCUCUAUGCCUGGCACAAAUUAAAUACGUAGGUAGUAGGACAUAAAGUUUUAAUUGUCCAUAUUAUAUGGUUCUGUUCGUAUCAACUUAUUUGUUUUGUUACAAAAAAUGCAUGCCAGGUUCAACACUGCCUACUUGGUAAAUCUCUUACAAACCUCCAUUGACACCAAAGCUUACAUUGCAGGCAAACUUCUCCAUGCCCAUAUACUCCGAAUUGGCCUUUCCGCUGAUACAUUCCUCCUUAACCGUCUCAUAGAAUUGUAUUCCAAAUGUGGCCAUAUUCACGCCGCACGACAACUGUUCGAUCAAAUGCUUGAACCAAAUAUAUAUUCUUGGCACUCCCUCUUGGCUGCUUAUUGUAAGCAAGGUCAGCUUGACAAUGCCCAUAAACUAUUUUUGAAUAUGCCUGAAAGAAAUAGUGUAUCAUGGAACACUCUCAUCAGUGCAUUUAUUCGAAACCGUCAUGAAACAAAGGCCUUGGAGGUUUAUUCUCAAAUGAACGCCCAUGGUUUCUCACCCACCCAUAUCACAUUGGCUAGCGUUUUAAGCGCCUGUGGCGGGUUGGCUGAAUUGGAGUGCGGCAAGGUGUCUCAUGGUUCUGCUGUCAAGUAUGGGCUUCACAAGAAUUUGUAUGUUGGGAAUGCUUUGUUGAGCUUGUAUGUAAAAUGUGGCUGCCCUCAGGAUGCGUUGAUAGCCUUUAGGGAGUUGGAUGAGCCUAAUGAGGUUUCCUUCACGGCAAUGAUGUGUGGACUAGUUGAUACUCACCAAGUGGGAGAGGCAUUUGAAAUGUUUAGGUUAAUCCAGAGGAGUGGAAUUAGGAUUGACUCUGUUUCAUUGUCUAGUGUACUGAGAGUUUGUGCUAAAGGUGGGGGUUCCAAUUUUGGUUGGAAUGGUGAGACUGAUAAUCAUCUACCUAAUAUGCAGGGGAAGCAAGUCCAUGGUUUCACCAUUAAACUUGGAUUUCAAGGAGACCUUCAUGUGUGUAACUCCUUGCUUGACAUGUAUGCAAAAAAUGGUGACAUGGAAAGUGCUGUAGUAUUGUUUGGAAACCUUUCUGAAACUAGUACUGUUUCUUGGAAUGUUAUGAUAAGUGGGUUUGGACAGAAUCAUGAUAAAGAAAGAGCCAUGGAGUACAUGGAAAGGAUGCGGGGUUUGGGUGUUGAACCAGAUGAGGUUACUUACAUAAAUAUGCUCACGGCUUGUGUUAAAUCAGGGGAUGUUGAAAAUGGCCGCUUGAUAUUUGAGAGCAUGGCUUGCCCUAGCUUGAUUUCAUGGAAUGCUAUUCUUUCAGGCUAUUCACAGAAUGAGGAACAUCUCGAGGUACUAAAGCUUUUCAGAGAGAUGCAAUUUCAAAAUCAGCGACCUGAUCGGACCACUUUGGCUAUCAUACUUAGUUCAUGUUCAGAGAUAGGGUUUCUAGAAUGUGGGGUGCAGGUCCAUGCUACUUCAUUAAAGUGUGUCUGUCCAGGAGAUCUAUAUAUAGCUAGUGGUCUUAUUGGUAUGUACCUAAAAUGUGGUAGAGUAGAAGCGGCUGUACGUAUUUUUGAUGGGCUCACUCAAGCAGAUAUAGUCUGUUGGAAUUCUCUAAUUACUGGUUUAUCCUACAAUUCAUUGGAUAAAGAAGCUUUUACUUUCUUUAAGCAAAUGCUACAGAUGGGGAUGUUACCUAAUGAGUUUUCAUUUGCUACUACACUUAGUUGUUCUACAAAGCUAUCCUCAUUAUCGCAAGGGAGACAACUUCAUGGGCUGAUAAUUAAAGAUGGUUAUGCUAAUGAUGUUGUAGUUGGAAGUACUCUGAUUGACAUGUAUUCCAAAUGUGGUGAUGUAGAUGAAGCCAGGGUACAUUUUGACAUGAUGCCCUAUAAGAAUACAAUUACAUGGAACGAAAUGAUACAUGGCUAUGCACAAAAUGGUCGUGGAGAAGAAGCUAUUUUCUUGUAUGAAGACAUGAUAUAUUUAGGAGGAAAACCUGAUGUUAUAACCUUUAUUGCCGCUCUAACUGCUUGUAGUCACUCGGGGCUUGUAGACCUGGGGCUUAAUAUAUUCAACUCAAUGCAGCAACAAUAUGGGUUGAAGCCACUUGUUGAUCAUUACACUUGCAUAAUUGAUUGUUUGGGUCGCGCUGCCCGGUUUAGUGAAAUAGAAGAACUCAUAGAUAAGAUGUCAUGCAAAGAUGACUCUGUUGUCUGGGAGGUUUUGCUUAGUUCUUGUAGGCUCCAUGGAAAUGUAAUCUUAGCAAGGCGGGCAGCAGAAGAGCUAUUCCGUCUUAAUCCGCAGAAUUCUGCCCCUUAUGUGCUUCUAGCAAAUAUGUAUACAUCGUUAGGGAGAUGGGAUGAUACAGAGGAAAUUAGAGUAGCUAUGUUGGAAAGGCAGGUAACCAAGGAUCCUGGUUUUAGCUGGGGAUGAAUUUUUGAAGUAGUAGUAAGUGUAGCUGGCAGUUUUUAAUUUUGACAGACAGCUAAUGGAAAAAAUGCCCCUAUUUGUUAAUGGCAUGAAAUUAUUGCAUAUGUCUCAUCUACUUGUAGGUAGUUGAUAUGUUCUGAUGGAGGUAAUGUGAUAGCUGAUCAAGCUCGGAUUUCUCAAAAAGACCUCCUAAUUUUUAGAUAUUAUUUCGAUGUACUGUUUAGUCUCUGGAAAAGAGCUAUAUCUUGGCAAAUGUCAUAGGCGGGUCAUAGAUUUCUUGUGUGUACUGGCUUCUCAUUUUCCCAACUGGGGGAUGAAAAUUCUGGAUAUUCUUCUUUCUUCUACUGACUAUCUGAUAUUGAUACUCUUCACUUCUGUGUUUGUAUCAUUUUUCUGGGCCAGCAGGAUACAACUGUGACUUACUGGAACUAAGAGGCUCCAAGCCUCCAAGUCACAUGGAGAAUGCACAAAGAAGUUUUCUGUUGCAUUGCAACAAAUGUUAAAAGGUCUAACACCAAUCAGUGAAAAUGGUCUAAAGUGUACAUGGAAGGUACAAAGCAUGUAUAGCUUCCUUUAUGCAGAUUGUGCCUCACUGUUGCAUAUCUUAAGAGCCAAAGUCCUAUGUGGACAUGCACUUUUUUAAGUGCUGAUCCUUUUGUGAACCUUUCUUCUUCGAAUAUCGAUGGAGGAGCUUGAGAUACAGCCACAGGCAUAGCAGGUUGAAUCUCGACAUGUAAUAUACUGCUUGCAGUUUGCAGGGUUAAUUCAAAAUACAGCCAGUACUAGUAGAAGGAAAUAUAUACCAUUUGCCCUUUCAACUUUUAUGGUUUGAUGAGUGUAAAUUUACAAUUUUUCACUAUUUGUUUAUUGGUCCUGCAGGGAGAAAGUUACUGGAGAAGCAUUGACCCCUAAGCAGAGUAUUAUCCGUCGUCAUGUCAUCAUUUUGUUAAGGAAUCUAAUAGGCAAUCAUUAUUUAGUUUCAGUGGAAACAUAGUUGUCAUCUAAUUUUGGCGCUUGUGCUUCUAGAACACAUCUUGUGCAGUGACACGAAACAACAAACUGAAAACAUUACUCGGAAAGUAUUAAAGGGCACAUGUGAACCUUAUGCACUUAGGAGUCGCUAUUGAGUAGAUAAACCAUAGCUAUAAAUCUUGUACAGUAGUUGGUUUGGAACGUCAC